Messenger RNA from Cladophialophora yegresii CBS 114405, 1953 nucleotides. RefSeq lists its product as uncharacterized. Gene Ontology annotation, cellular component: membrane. The record is from RefSeq and is a predicted model, not a curated record. The transcript is spliced from 5 exons. Gene Ontology annotation, molecular function: myo-inositol:proton symporter activity. Gene Ontology annotation, biological process: transmembrane transport. The coding region runs from base 1 to 1953 and encodes 650 amino acids. Lineage: Eukaryota; Fungi; Ascomycota; Eurotiomycetes; Chaetothyriales; Herpotrichiellaceae.
AUGUCGGACGCGAAAGACAUCAGAUACUCCACCACCGGACAGACUAAUGGCCACCAAGCAGACCACUAUGAGAAAGGCCCAAGCACGGAGCGCCGCCGCUCCUCUAUCGUGGACCUUAACAGAGAUAAGAACCUAGAUGCCAAGAUCUCGAACCCUCUGGCCGACAUACCCCGAGAAGAUCUGUUCGCCGAUGUCGAGGAAUUUGCAAACCGCCAUGGUCUUAACGCGGAAGUCGAGCUUCUCCAAAAGGGCGCCCUCGUGGCACAGAACCCCGGCCAAUUCGAGAACCUCAGCGAGCUCGACGAAGCCGAGAAGGACUGUCUCCGCAUCGAGGUCAACCGGAAAUGGAAACACCCCAUGAAACUCUACAUGACGGUCAUUGUGUGCUCGAUCGGCGCUGCCGUCCAGGGGUGGGAUCAAACGGGCACCAACGGUGCCAACCUCUCAUUCCCCGAAGCCUUUGGUCUCAAUACGCCCGAGGGUCAGCCUGGCUAUGAGCGAGACUUCUGGAUCAUCGGCCUGGUCAACUCGGCGCCCUAUAUCGGCAGUGCCUUUCUAGGCUGUUGGCUCUCGGAUCCCAUGAACUUCUACUUUGGACGACGCGGCACCAUUUUCACGUCUGCAAUCUUCCUCAUCGCCACGCCCAUCGGCGGUGCCUUCGCGCAGAACUGGGAGCAAUUGCUGGCGACUCGCGUCCUGAUGGGCAUUGGUAUGGGUCUCAAGGGUGCCACCACCCCGGUCUUUGCCGCGGAGAAUUCACCCGCCGCCAUUCGAGGCGCUCUUGUGAUGACCUGGCAAUUUUGGACCGCCUUCGGCAUCUUUUUGGGGACGGCGUUCAACCUUGCUGUUUGGAAUGCCGGCGACAUUGGCUGGCGCCUGCAGCUGGGCUCGGCUUUUAUCCCUGCCGUGCCUCUUGCCGCUCUCGUUUAUCUCUGCCCGGAGAGUCCGAGAUGGUACAUCAAGCACGGCAAAGUGGCCAAAGCAUACGCCUCGCUACUGAGACUGCGCAACCACCCGCUCCUCGCGGCCCGCGACCUGUACUACAUCAGCACGCAGAUCCAGAUCGAGCACGAGAUCGUGGGCAACUCGACCUACAUCACGCGCUUCACGCAACUCUUCACGAUGCCGCGCGUGCGGCGCGCCACGCUGGCGUCCUUUGUCGUCAUGAUCGCCCAGCAGAUGUGCGGCAUCAACAUCAUGGCCUUCUACUCGUCGACCAUCUUCCGCCAGGGCGGCGCGUCGGACUUUAUCGCGCUGUUGGGCUCGUUCGGCUUCGGCGCCGUCAACUUCAUCUUUGCGAUCCCUGCUUUCCUCACGAUCGACACGUUCGGCCGCCGCUCGCUCCUGCUGUUCACGUUCCCAAACAUGGCGUGGACGCUCCUGGCCGCGGGCUUUGCGUUCUACAUCCCGCGCUCGAGCUCCGCGCACCUGGGCGUCAUCGCGCUGUUCGUGUACCUGUUCGCGGCGUUCUACUCGCCCGGCGAGGGCCCCGUGCCGUUCACCUACUCGGCCGAAGUGUUCCCCCUGUCGCACCGCGAGGUGGGCAUGGGCUGGGCCGUGGCCACGUGCCUCUUCUGGGCGGCCGUGCUGGGCCUCACGUUCCCCAAGAUCCUCGAGGCGUUCACUCCCACCGGCGCAUUCGGCUUCUUCGCGGGGCUCAACGUGUUGGCCCUGAUCAUGAUCUUCUUCUGGGUGCCCGAGACGAAACAGCGCACGCUCGAGGAACUCGACUACAUCUUCGCCGUGCCGACGCAUCGCUUCAUGAGCUACCAGACGGGCACGUGGCUGCCGUGGUUCAUCAAGCGGUACAUUUUCUGGAACAAAUCCGCCGAGCUCAAGCCGCUGUACACAUUUGAGAAUGGCGUCAUGUUGGAUAUCAAGGAUCAGAAGCGCCGCGUCGAGCGCGAGAGGGCAGCGAGUCUUGGUCAACAGGAGGCCAAGUCGACUGUUUGA